This is a messenger RNA of Trichechus manatus latirostris (Florida manatee), 1395 nucleotides long. RefSeq names its product mitochondrial ribosomal protein L49 (gene MRPL49). Lineage: Eukaryota; Metazoa; Chordata; Mammalia; Sirenia; Trichechidae. The transcript has 4 exons. The record is from RefSeq and is a predicted model, not a curated record. Gene Ontology annotation, molecular function: structural constituent of ribosome. The coding region runs from base 1 to 501 and encodes 166 amino acids. Gene Ontology annotation, biological process: translation. Gene Ontology annotation, cellular component: mitochondrial large ribosomal subunit; ribosome.
AUGGCAGCGACCGUGUUCCGGUCUGCGCUGUGGGGCUGGAGAACCGGCGUCCAGCCGAGCUGCGGGCUACGGCACCUGAGCCAAGUCCAGGGGCCUCCUGAUUACCCCAGCUUCGUGGAAUCUGUGGAUGAAUACCAUUUUGUGGAGCGCCUGUUACCCCCUACCCGCAUCCCAGAGCCCCCAAAGCACAAACAUUAUCCCACUCCCAGUGGCUGGCAGCCCCCUCAAGACCCCCCACCUAACCUGCCCUACUUUGUGCGACGCUCUCGGAUGCACAACAUCCCUGUCUACAAAGAUAUCACACAUGGUAACCGCCAGAUGACUGUAAUCCGGAAGGUGGAGGGGGACAUCUGGGCCCUGCAGAAGGAUGUGGAGGAUUUCCUGAGCCCGCUGCUGGGGAAGAUGCCCGUCACUCAGGUCAAUGAGGUGACAGGUACCCUGCGGGUCAAGGGCUACUUUGACCAGCAGCUCAAAGCCUGGCUCCUGGAGAAGGGCUUCUGAAGCCCAGCUGAGCAGCCUGCACGACAGCGUCCUCUACAGACUGGAGUCCAGGGGACCUCAGGGGAAGGGAUGGGUGCUGGAGCUGCUGGGGUAGAGGCCAGGGCUAAGGGCAUGGGCCAGCAGAGUGUGAGGGCAAAAGGGCCUCAGGGUCAGGCCUUAUUUGCACAAAGGGAGAACCGGGAUCCUCUACCUAGGUGGCAGGACUGGGGAGGGCUCUCUACAUUGGAGACCCACCAGGAACAGCUGAGCUAGUGGCCUGUUCCUGCUUUUCCUUUAUUGGGGCUCAUUGGGCUCAGCUAUUUAAUUCUGGGGUGGUAGUGACUGCCCUCUGGUAGGAGUAGCCCACCCAGUUUAGAGGAGGGGGUAGCACAGGGCAGACCAGUUGGGUGUGUUUAUUUCCCUGCCCUCCCCAGCUCACUGCUGCAAACAUUCCUGAACCCCUGCUCUAGGCCACAUCUGGCUUGGUUGGAGGCCACGGAGAAUACAGAUUACUCAGGCAGGGCUCCUGGAGGUCUUAGUGUCCAUGUGCACCCCUGGGCAUGGAGAGAGUGAAGGCCCAGUUGGGGUCCUUAUUCUAUUCCAGAGCAGAGUAGAGCCUGACCAGCUUUCCAGGAUCCUGGAAACAAGCUCCAGCCAGUGAAGUGGUUUGCUUUGGUUGGCCUGACCACGAUGGGGUGGUUGGGAGUUCCAGGACUCCAGCACAGGGCUACCCUCCCAAUAUCAAGGCUGGACAGGGUGUUUGCAGGCAGGAAGAUGGACUUUUGCCCAUGUUAUCCCAUCCCACGCCAAGCCAGCUAGCUUUCACACUUGCCCACCCUUGGAGUUACAGGGGACAAAGGCCUGAGUUCCAUCUCCACCCUACCCCAGCCCAUCCCAGCACCCAACUGGCUAAGA